Aspergillus pseudoviridinutans is the source of this 843-nucleotide messenger RNA. Its product is annotated as NAD(P)-dependent oxidoreductase. The record is from RefSeq and is a predicted model, not a curated record. The coding region runs from base 1 to 843 and encodes 280 amino acids. Lineage: Eukaryota; Fungi; Ascomycota; Eurotiomycetes; Eurotiales; Aspergillaceae. The transcript has a single exon. Gene Ontology annotation, molecular function: NADP binding; oxidoreductase activity, acting on the CH-OH group of donors, NAD or NADP as acceptor.
AUGGGCUUUGCCCUUGCUUCCGCGUUUCUCGACAAAGCCUACCGAGUCACUGUCUGGAAUCGAACAAUCAACAAGGCAGACCCUCUGGUCUCGAAGGGAGCCAUUGUGGCCGAUUCCCCAGCCAGCUGUGCGCAGUCCGGCACUACUGUGAUCAUCUCUCUGGUUUCGGACGACGUGGUUCGGGAUGUAUUGUGCAAAACCUUCACGCUCUCCGGUCGUACAGUCGUAAACCUUACGACUAGCCGACCUCGCGAGAUUCAAGAAACCGCCGACAUGUCUAUCAACAGGCUCGGCGCCGCGGGAUACCUUCACGGAUGCAUCCUAUCUAUGCCCUCCCAAGUGGCGAGCCAGCAGGCGACCAUAAUCUAUUGCGGACCGCAACCUCUCUUUGCAAAAAGCAAGCAGAUCUACGAGUCCCUAGGCACAGCAAAAUGGCUCUCAGAUGAUCUGCAGCAAAUUUCGCUAAUGGAAAAUGCCUCUAUAUCAAUGGUCGCGGGCGUGUUUGCGGCAUUCUUCCAAUCCCUGGCCCUUGCCGGUGUGGGAGGCAUUGAUGUAGUCUCCUUCACAACGCAGGUGAUUUUGCCGCAGCUGCAGCUAUUUCAGGAAUUAUUGCCACGGCUGGCGAGGCAGGACCAGGAACGGUCUCACUCGAUGUGCCAAGAUGGUAUAUCUGUCGAAACAGCGUUGGCAUUGGUAUCCAAUGCAUGCGAGACGGCAGAAACCUCUGGUGUCUCUAUACGAUUGCUUCAGGGCUUACAGUGUCUUUUAAUGGAGGGAACUAAAUUGGGAAAGGGCUCUGAAGAUCUUUCCUCCAUUAUCGAAAUGCUGAGGGGUCCGCAUUGA